Molecule: messenger RNA, 636 nt
Organism: Monoraphidium neglectum
Lineage: Eukaryota; Viridiplantae; Chlorophyta; Chlorophyceae; Sphaeropleales; Selenastraceae
Exons: 5
Coding region: 1-636 (211 amino acids)
Biological process (GO): NADH dehydrogenase complex assembly
Source: RefSeq, a predicted model, not a curated record
AUGGAGGGACGCCUGGACGCGGCGUCGCAGAUUGGCGGUCUGGAUGAUCCCGUUCCCGAAGGCGCUACGGACUGUUUCCCGGUCCUGGACUGCUCCGACGGCCUGCCACAGGACGUUCCGCGGUGGCAGGCGUUGGACGACGCCGUGAUGGGCGGCGCCAGCAGCAGCGGCAUCACAUACGACCCGGAGGCGAAAGCCAUCGUUUUCGGCGGCAACGUGACUUCGGCGUUUAACGGCGGGUUUGCCAGCGUGCGCUCGCUGCCCUGGGCGGGCUGGGCGGAGCUCAGGCGCGGGGCCGGCGUGCGGCUGUUAGUGCGCGGGGACGGGCGGACGUACAAGCUAAAUGUCAAGGCUGACGACACGUGGGACGGCGUCGCAUACCAGGCCGACUUCGAAACCACCCCGCAGCCCCCUGGCGCAUGGCAGACAAUCGACAUCCCCUUCUCGGAAUUCCUCCCAAACCUGCGGGGCCGCGUCGUGGGCGGGCAGCCGCCGCUGACGGGGGGCCGCGUGCGGCAGGUCGGAUUCAUGGUCUCAAAAUUCGCCGCGUCGGGCGGCGUCCUGCCGGGCUUCAGGGAGGGCGGCUUCUCGCUGGCGGUGCGCGCGGUGCUGGGGCUGCCGGCGGGGCCGCGGUGA